AUGUCCAAGGUCGCAUCUACCUUCUCGCGCCUCGUGCGCUUCGUCCCCAAGUCGAACCCUUCUAAGGUUCUGAUCGGUGAGCCCGUCGACGCCGCUGUAGAUGUUGGGUUGGCCGUCUACCAGGGCAAGGAUGUCGCUGUGCGCCCUUUCUCCGGUAGCUCCGUCCUCAGCCCCGGCCAGAAGACCGACUCGACCGAGACCAUUGAGCGCAUUCUCUCGCCUCUGGCGCAGAGUGAAGUCGGCUCCAUCAGAUGCAUUGGACUGAACUAUGUCUCCCACGCCGCUGAGAUGAAGCUGUCUAUCCCCGAUGUUCCCACUCUCUUCAUGAAGCCAUCGACUGCCCUGUCGGACCCCUGGCCCGCCCCGACCGUUCUGCCCAAGCUCACCCAGAUCGAUAACACGGGUGACUAUGAGUCGGAGAUGGUCAUUGUGAUCGGUCGUGAUGCGAAGGAUGUCAGCGAGGUUGAGGCCCUCGACUACGUGCUCGGAUAUACCGCGGCCAACGAUAUCUCUAGCCGCACGUACCAGAUGAACCAGAGCCAAUGGUGCUUCUCCAAGGGCUUCGACACUUCUUGCCCGAUCGGUAUAGCUCACCUUUGUUACAUAAGUGUUAUUGCAAUUCGUGCUGAUGGAUGA
Aspergillus luchuensis is the source of this 636-nucleotide messenger RNA. Its product is annotated as fumarylacetoacetate hydrolase family protein. The transcript is spliced from 3 exons. NCBI's taxonomy places the organism in Eukaryota, Fungi, Ascomycota, Eurotiomycetes, Eurotiales, Aspergillaceae. Bases 1 to 636 code for a protein of 211 amino acids. The record is from RefSeq and is a predicted model, not a curated record. Gene Ontology annotation, molecular function: acetylpyruvate hydrolase activity.